AUGAAGGUUUCCGCACUCGCCGUAGCCCAGGUGGGCUUGCUUAACGUACUGCCGGCAACGGCUGAGUACGUAUGGCCAAGCAAGCACGAUGCAAUGGAGGAUCUCCUGGUCUUGCAAGGAGGCUACAUCCGCGAGGGGUUUAUUGAUGGUAUCACGCCAUGCACACGCAACCCCAGCGCCCCAGGACGCCAGACCGCAGCAGAGUGGAUCCGAACAGCCUUCCACGACAUGGCGACCUUCGACAACGCCACUGGAGUUGGCGGUCUAGAUGCCUCUAUCCAGUUCGAAACAGGCCGCGCUGAGAAUGCCGGUGACGCUUUCAACGGUACCUUUGGCUUCACGAACAACUACUACAGCAUUCGCACUUCAGCUGCGGAUCUUAUCGCUCUUUCGACGGUCCUGGCUGUAGGUAACUGCGGUGGGCCUAAGAUCCCGCUGCGUGUUGGUAGAGUCGACGCUACUGAAGGUGGUGUUCUGGGUGUGCCGGAGCCGCAGCAGGAUCUGGAUACCCACAAGAAGAUGUUCGCUAAGGCGGGUUUCAGUACCGAGGACAUGAUCGCAAUGGUAGCUUGCGGCCACACCAUGGGAGGAGUCCACGGCAAGACAUUCCCUGAGAUCACCGAGAACAACACAGAGUCAAACGUGGUUCAUUUCGAUUCGACUGAGGCCACAUUUGACCCCAAGGUCGCAACCGAGUACCUCGACGGCACCACGCAGAAUCCUCUCGUCGUCGCUCACAACGACACUCUGAACUCCGACAAGCGCAUCUUCGCCGCCGACAACAACGUCACCAUGAAAGCGCUCGCCUCGGACCCCAAGACCUUCCAGUCCAUGUGCGCCGACAUCUUCGAACGCAUGAUUGACACCGUCCCCUCGACCGUCACGCUCACUGAACCCCUCGAGCCUACCCCGCUGAAACCCUACAUCAUCUCCUUCACCCUCACAAACGCCACCCACAUCACGCUCACCGGCCGCAUCCGUCUCUUGACCUCAUCAGACCGAUCCGAAGACGAGCGCGUCACGCUGACAUACACACCCCGCACCGCGCCGGCAGGCAACAGCACGCUGAACACCACCAUCGCCACGGACCCCGCGAGCUUCAAGAGCGGCCUGAGCAACGGCAUCUUCGGCGAGCUGUUCAAAUGGCACGAGUUUUCCCUCGCCUUGCCCGUCUCGACUUCCAUCAAGAGCUUCACUGCUACUGUGACGCGCGUAUCCACCGGCGCUACUACGCAGUACGACAACGCCGGCCACGGAUACCCUCUCGACGAUACAGUCCUUUACCAAGAUAGACAAAGUUGCCGUAUUGACAAUGACGCGACGAUUGUUGCCGCCGUGAGGAAGAGCGUGAACGCUUCGGUUGUUGCCAAGGUGGCGAGGAAGUUCCCCAAGCAAGGCACGCUUGUGCCGGGCAUUGAGGUCGAGGAGUGGAAGGGCACAGUUGGCGAGGAGGUUGGUGAUUACAAGUUGGUCACGAUGAAGGGACAGCAGCUGCCUGAGACCUACAGUACGCAGUUUGAUAUCGUGGCGGGCGAUAGCAGCGUCGAGUAUCUCGACACCAAUGUGCUGGGUUCGAAGGACUGCCAGGCUUUUUAA
Molecule: messenger RNA, 1596 nt
Organism: Didymella exigua CBS 183.55
Lineage: Eukaryota; Fungi; Ascomycota; Dothideomycetes; Pleosporales; Didymellaceae
Product: heme peroxidase
Exons: 3
Coding region: 1-1596 (531 amino acids)
Biological process (GO): response to reactive oxygen species; cellular response to oxidative stress; hydrogen peroxide catabolic process
Molecular function (GO): peroxidase activity; heme binding
Source: RefSeq, a predicted model, not a curated record